AUGCCUAUCCCACUUUAUCCUAAAGCAACUUCUCCGCCGGAGGAUGAGGACGGCAUCCCUUCAGUCCCUCCGCUUGUCCCAUCGGCAGGGUUCGAACAACCAACAGCCCCCACCCCAUCGAUCCUCUCCUCCCUAAACGCCCUCUCCCGCACCCAACUCGACAGGACCGCCUCAAGCCGCACCCCACCCAGCAUGCAAAUCCUCGAAACGCUCCUUGGCCAAAUCCGCCAAGUACGCAUGGGAGCCCUCCCACAACCACCUCCUGCUGCUGCUCCCGCUUCCGACAUCGACAUGCAAUAUGAGCCUUUGCUGAAUACGCUGGCGAAUGCGAGGAGAUCGAUGGAGGCACAGGGGCAGGGGGAUAUGUCUAGGGAGUAUCAGGAGACGCUGCAAGCCAGUGUGCUACGGAGACAGGAAGCGGCGGCACCCUCGAAUCGAAUUCGUCGCGCCGCACGCCUCACCGAUGACCUCCCCGACACGACCUUUGCAGCAGCAGCUGCUGCGACACCGACCUCCUUCCCCGGCGCCGGAGCAUACGAUAGUCCGUCUGAAGAUGAUGAUGAGGACUAUGGUGAUGGUGAUGGUGAGCGUUCACGUGGGCCCCGCCGUCGCGGGCUUAGUGCGACGUUUUCGGAGGUUUAUAGGCAUGAGACGAGGUUGAAUGAUAUGAGACGUCGGGUGGAGGAACUCGCGGAACGGCUACAUGUCGUUCGACAUGCCCGUCGUCUCAGCGCUGCGCCAGCAGCUUUAUCGCCUCCGCGCCCGAGUGCACGGCCGCCAGUGCCAGAACCGGUGCGUCGCGAAGAAAGAGACUUUGAUCAUGGAGCAGGUCGAGUAGGCGGAGGUGACGGAGCUGGCGGGACAGGUGUGACGGGUUCGGGGUUGCAUAGAACUGCUACGCUGGGCGCUGGGGCGGGGAAGAGUGCAAGGAGGGAAAAGGUUAGGCAUGAUCUGAGGAUGGUUGAUGAGGUUUGGGGGAGGGGGUGGGAUGUACGACCGAUGGUGAAUUUAGGUGAGGAUGGGGAGUGUGAGGAGGAGGAAGCUGGCGAGGAGGUGAGGGAUGAGAGGUUUCUUGAGGGUGGUGGGAAAGGGAAGGAAGGGGUGGAGGACAUGAUGAGCGUGAGGGAGGGAUUGGAUGAAUCGCCGCAAGAUACGGCGAUGGAGUGA
Messenger RNA from Saitoella complicata NRRL Y-17804, 1167 nucleotides. RefSeq lists its product as uncharacterized. The transcript has a single exon. The record is from RefSeq and is a predicted model, not a curated record. The coding region runs from base 1 to 1167 and encodes 388 amino acids. NCBI's taxonomy places the organism in Eukaryota, Fungi, Ascomycota, Saitoellomycetes, Saitoellales, Saitoellaceae.